GCUGGUUGACUGCACGCUUUAUCGGAAGUGGGUUCGUGCGGGAGGCUGGUUCAUUCUGCUUUUCUGUUUCAAGAUUCACCGUUGUUUGCAUCGUCUCCAAAAAGUUCUCCGUAUCAUUGGUUGGGGCAUCCAUUCUCAAGUGCAAGGCUAGCCGGAACUAGGUUAUGCCGUAGAAUUUGGCGGCUAACCUCACUUCAUCGUCAUGGCGGACAAGGAAAGCGGUUCCGAGCAGGAUGAUGUUUCUUUCUUACGAACGGAAGACAAUGUGUGCCUGUCGUGCACUGCCACAGGCGAGAGAGUCUGUCUGGCCGCCGAAGGAUUUGGAAAUCGGCAUUGCUUUCUGGAGAACAUCGCCGAUAAGAAUGCUCCACCGGAUUUAUCACAAUGUGUCUUCGUCAUCGAACAGGCUCUUUCCGUUCGAGCUCUCCAAGAACUUGUCACUGCAGCUUCCUCUGAAUCGGGCGGAGGAUCCAUUGGGACGGGCACGGGUUCUGGUCAUAGGACUUUACUUUAUGGUAACGCAGUUUUGCUGAGACAUCUCAACAGUAACAUGUAUUUGGCCUGCCUUUCUACCAGCUCAUCAAAUGAUAAAUUAGCUUUUGAUGUUGGUUUGCAAGAGCAAUCACAAGGUGAGGCGUGUUGGUGGACACUUCAUCCAGCUUCCAAGCAGCGCUCAGAAGGUGAAAAAGUUCGAGUUGGUGACGAUUUAAUUUUAGUUUCAGUCGCCACUGAGCGUUACCUGCACACCACCAAAGAGAAAGAUGUAUCUAUUGUCAACGCCUCCUUCCACGUUACCCACUGGUCUGUGGCUCCUUUUGGAACGGGAUUAAGUCGCGUCAAGAACGUUGGGUUUCUAUUUGGUGGUGAAGUUUUACGCUUUUUUCAUGGAGGAGAUGAGUGUCUCACGAUUCCCUCUUCGUGGUCAGAGCAGCCCGGACAGAAUAUAGUGGUUUAUGAAGGAGGUGACGUAGUACUUCAAGCUCGAUCUUUGUGGCGGUUGGAAUUGGCUCGCACAAAGUGGGCAGGAGGAUUCAUUAAUUGGCUUCAUCCCAUGCGCAUACGUCACAUCACUACAGGCCGUUAUCUUUGCAUUAACGAGAACAAAGACCUCUGUCUUCUUCCCAGGAAUCAAGCCAACCUGGCAGUCAGUGCUUUUUACCUGCGCAAGGAAAAGGACGACGAGAAGAAGAUCUUAGAGGACAAAGAUUUAGAAGUGUUAGGUUCUCCUAUUAUCAAGUACGGUGACAGCACCGUUAUAGUUCAACAUGUUGAAACUGGUCUAUGGCUUUCGUAUAAGGCAUUCGAAACAAAGAAGAAAGGUGUUGGCAAAGUCGAGGAAAAACAAGCCGUUUUGCAUGAGGAAGGCAAAAUGGACGAUGGACUCGAGUUCAGUCGCAGUCAAGAAGAAGAAUCGCGCACAGCUAGGGUGAUCCGAAAAUGCAGUUCGCUCUUUAACCGAUUUAUCACAGGAUUGGAUGCGCUAGCAAAUGAUCAUCAACACAUGACAUUUUUCGAGAAUGUUAACCUUGGUGAAAUGGUUAAAUGUCUAGAAGACUUGAUCGACUAUUUUGCUCAACCGGAAGAGAAUAUAGAACAUGAGGAGAAGCAAUUAAAAUUACGAGCUCUACGUAACCGACAAGAUUUAUUUCAAGAAGAAGGCAUUCUCAACCUCAUCUUGGACGCCAUUGAUAAACUUACAACGAUUACAGGUCAAGGAUACAUGGUAGCACUAGCUGGAGAAGCUGCUGGCCAGAACUUAGAAAGCAUAUCUGCUUACCUUUACCAGCUGCUAGCCGCCAUAAUCAGAGGAAAUCACACGAACUGUGCUCAGUUCGCUCAGUCACACCGAUUGAACUGGCUGUUCAGUCGACUGGGCUCACAAGCGUCCGGAGAAGGCACUGGGAUGUUAGAUGUACUUCAUUGCAUCCUUAUUGAUUCACCAGAAGCCUUGAACAUGAUGAGGGAAGAGCACAUCAAAGUCAUUAUAUCUCUUCUUGAGAAACACGGAAGAGAUCCCAAAGUCCUGGAUGUUUUAUGUUCCUUGUGCGUCGGUAACGGCGUGGCUGUCCGCAGCUCACAGAACAAUAUCGCCGACUAUCUGUUGCCUGGUCGUAAUUUGUUGCUGCAGACACAACUGGUUGAUCAUGUGUCUAGCAUUCGCCCGAACAUUUACGUCGGAAAGGUCGUCAAUUCUGCUGUCUUUCUCAAAUGGUACUUUGAGCUAACCGUUGAUCAUGUGGAGGUGACCACACAUCUUAUGCCACAUUUACGUGUUGGAUGGGCCAAAUUACCUGGGUAUGUGGCUUACCCCGGAGGAGGAGAGAAGUGGGGUGGUAAUGGCGUAGGAGACGAUUUGUAUUCCUACGGAUUUGAUGGAGCUCAGUUGUGGACAGGUGGCAGAAGCACAGUUGUACAUGCCGGAAUGACGGAGCCUUACAUCCGGAAAGGAGAUGUUAUCGGUUGCGCUCUAGACCUUACCGUACCGAUUAUGAAUUUCUAUUUGAACGGCGUUAAAGUCAAAGGCAACUUUAAGAAUAUGAAUUUGGACGGUAUGUUCUUCCCCGUGGUCAGUUGCUCCGCACGAGUAAGUUGCCGAUUCUUAUUUGGAGGUGAACAUGGUCGCUUACGGUUCCCUUCACCGUAUGGUUUUUCGCCUCUGUACGAAUGCCUGUUACCCACUCAGACUUUAGCUCUUGAUCCUUGUUUCCACUUUGGAGAUUUAACUAAGAGCACAUUGGCAGGACCUCUUGAAGUACUGAAUGACACGGCUUUUGUGCCACAACCUGUUGACACGUCAAUGAUUGCCCUGCCUGCUUAUAUUGAAACGAUUCGUGAUCGAUUGGCCGAAAACAUCCAUGAAAUCUGGGCAAUGAACAAAAUCGAAGAGGGUUGGGUGUUUGGUGAAAGACGAGACGAUUUGCACAAAAUCCAUCCUUGUCUGACUCCGUUUGAAAGAUUGCCACCAGCUGAGAAGCGCUACGAUACUCAGCUAGCUUUGCAGACACUCAAGACGAUUCUUGCUCUCGGCUAUCACAUUACUAUGGACAAGCCACCAUCGCGUAUUAAAACAGUGCGGUUGCCAAAUGAUCCAUUCGCCCAGUCAAACGGCUACAAACCCGCCCCACUGGAUUUAGCCAAUAUUACGCUCAGUGGCAAGUUGGAGGAACUCAUUGAUCAAUUGGCAGAAAAUACACACAAUGUCUGGGCAAAGGAACGUAUUACGCAGGGAUGGACUUACGGGCUCAACGAGGAUCCCGAUAAUAAAAGAAGCCCCCAUUUGGUUCCCUAUUCUAACGUUGACGAUAUCAUUAAGAAAGCCAACAGAGAUACCGCAAGUGAGACGGUUCGCACUUUGCUUGUUUAUGGCUACGUUUUGGAGCCGCCUACGGGAGAGCCACACGAAACUGCGGUAGUUAGCGGUUCGGUAGGUUCCAAAAAUCCCGAAUACCGAACGUAUCGGGCAGAGAAAACUUAUGCUGUAACCUCUGGAAAAUGGUAUUUCGAAUUCGAAGUUCUAACGUCUGGUCCCAUGCGAGUCGGUUGGGCUAGGGCUGAUGCCAAAGCUGGUUACCAACUCGGCCAGGACGAUUGCAGUUGGGCGUUUGACGGCUGGAGGGAGGAGAAAUUUUAUCUCGGAACAGGCGAAUCUUUCGGCAAACAAUGGUCAGCUGGGGAUUGCGUCGGAGUCUUCCUCGAUUUAGUGGAUCGCACUGUCAGUUUCUCUCUUAAUGGCGACUUGCUCAUGGAUUCCAUGGGAAGUGAAACGGCUUUUACGGAUAUUCAAGGCGAAGAAUUUAUUCCAGCUUUCACAUUGGGAGUUGGACAGAGGGCAAGGCUUGUUUUUGGACAAGAUGUUAAUGCACUCAAGUACUUUACCUCCUGUGGACUCCAAGAAGGAUACGAGCCAUUCUGCGUAAAUAUGAGUCGGCAAAUGACCUAUUGGUACACCCGCGAUCAACCCAUUUUCGAGAAUAAUGACGAUUUUGCGGACUCGCCCAUAGAAGUGACGCGUAUUCCGGGCGGAUCAGAUUCUCCUCCUUGCAUGAAAAUUUCUCACAAGGAAUUUGAAACAAUGGAAAAGGCCAACUGGGAAUUUCUACGCUUGUCUUUGCCAGUUACCUUUCACGAUUCCUUCAUUUCGGAACAGGAGAAAGUUCGUCGCUGGCAAGAAAUUCGUCUACGUCAAAACCGCCUUCGAGCCGAUAAUGUAACGCGAAAUGCCACGUUAGAGCAAAGUAUGUUGAAAUCCGGAUUCACCAUGUCGGAUAUAAAUGAGCUUCAGUAUGGUUAUGAUUCAGAAGAGCAACGCAGAGGACAGCAAGCCGGAAAUAGACCACCGGUUCCGGAACGCCAUGGCCGUCUGCGUAGCAUAGACUACAACACAAAUGGCCACGACGUUAACGGUCAUGCAAGCGAUACCAGUCCAAGCAAAGGAAUAUUGCGUGCAACUAGUGAAUUACCUAUUGGUAGACAAGCUCGUGAAAACGAUCGCAAGGCCCGAACUCCUGACGUGAGCGGGGAAUCCAAAGAGGACAAAAAGAAGCGUGGAAAAUCGCCAUUCGCUUUCUUUACGCGCCUACGAGAUGCUAGCACUGAGCGACGAAACAAAGCCAAGACUCCCGAACCUGGGAUAGCCUCCCGUGAUGCACCACAGAAACCAGAAACUUCUCGAACGAAGAAUGUUGCAUCCAAGAACGUUAAUAAUGUUCGGCUAGCUCCGAAUGAUCUGAAGGUGAUUCCUCCCGCAAUUCCUGAUCGGCGGCCAUCUAGACAAGGGUCAAGUCCUAUGAUACAGCCAAGAGGAAUAUUGGGAGGUGAAGGCGAGGAUUUCGACCCGUUGGAUGUUGAAUGCAUGCGUCUCAUCAACGAAUAUUUCUACGGCGUACGAAUUUUCCCCGGUCAGGAUCCCACUCAUGUCUAUGUUGGUUGGGUCACGACCAAUUUCCACUUGCAAGAUAAAACGUUCGAUCAGUCCAAAGACAGAAAAGUUCUCGUUUCGAGAGUGGAUGAUGCAGAUCGUGUUCUGGAAAGUGUUGACCGCCACAGCUGCUACAUGCUACGUGCGGACGAGCUAUAUAACGAAGUGACUCAAGAUGUGGCCAGCAAAGGAGCAUCCCAAGGAAUGUUUAUUGGAUGCUUCAUCGACACAGCCACAGGAUGGAUUAGUUUUACGUGCGAAGGAAAGGAAACGAAACAUCGUUACAAGAUGGAGGUAGGAACCAAACUCUUUCCUGCAAUCUUUGUCGAAGCUACCAGCAAGGAAGUGCUACAGUUCGAACUUGGCCGAACUCCUACCACGUUGCCUCUUUCAGCUGCAGUUCUGCAGAAUUCAGAAAAGCAUGUUGUACCUCAGUUUCCUCCUCGUCUGAAAGUCCAAAUCUUGAAACCACAUCAGUGGUCCAGAGUUCCUAACCAAUCUCUUAAGGUUCAUGCUUUGAAAUUAUCCGAUCUUCGAGGCUGGAGUAUGUUGUGUGAAGAUCCUGUUUCUAUGCUGGCCGUUCAUAUACCGGAGGAGGACAGAUGUAUCGACGUUCUUGAGUUGAUCGAACACGAACGUCUCCUCAGUUUCCACGCACACACGUUGCAGCUAUAUUCAGCUCUGUGCUUCCAAUCCAACUUCCGUGCAGCUCACACUCUCUGCUCGUAUGUGGAUCAAAAGCAGUUGCUGUAUGCCAUACAGUCGGAGUAUCUUUCGGGACCGUUGCGAGCCGGCUUCUCCGAUUUACUUAUCGCCCUGCAUAUUGAAUCACAUGCCAAAACGAUGGAAGUAACUCAGAACGAGUACAUUAUUCCAAUGAGCAAUGAACUUAGGGAAUUGUAUUCCGAUCCCGAAAUGACCCACAGUUUGAGCUCGUUGCGCGUCGAAUCUAUUCGGCCCCAAAUGACUACGACCGAUAUUCAAGAGCACAUCGAAACUAUAAAGGAUUUAAGCACACCGUACUUCCCAUUGGAAGUAGUCAAAGUGUUUGCUAUACACGCUUUACAACUUGCCGUUCAAUUGAAUCAAGUUCAUAACCGUGAUCCAAUCGGUGGAAGUAACGAGAAUCUCUUUGUUCCCCUUCUAAAACUCAUCGACAAACUGCUACUCGUCGGCAUUAUGGAGGAUGACGAUAUACCUCCUUUGUUAAUGCUGAUUGAUCCUGAAACUUGGGACCCAACUUUCGAUCCUCUGGGAAAAGAUGAACAUCGUAAGGGACUACUACAAAUGCCCCUAGCAGAAGGUGUUAAACUGCAAAUGUGUUGUUUGCUACAUCAUUUACUGGAUAACCAGCUUCGUCACCGCGUCGAGGCGAUAGUCAAUUUCAGCCACGAUUUUGUUGGUGAAAUUCAAUCUGAUCAGUUGCGACGUUACAUCGAGAUCAAGCAGUCUGACUUACCGUCAGCCAUAGCUGCCAAGAAGACACGUGAGUUCCGUUGCCCGCCUGUCCAACAAAUGAAUGCCAUUUUGGGAUUCAAAAAUUUGCCUGAGGAGGAAAGAGAAAACUGCCCUUGUAACGAAGAACUAGCACAAAUCCAGACGGGCUUUCACGAAUCUUUCACGUCCAAAUUGCUACACAAAAUGGCUGAAGAAGAAUUGACCCCGGAAGAGCCUCCUAAAGAGGAAACUAAACAUGGCCUCGUCAACCGCAUGAUGACCGCAAUAACAUUAGCAAAGAAGAAUGAGGAAGAAGUUAUAGCCAAGGAAAACGUUAAAUCCCGUGAACAAAUCUUUCGCAAAGUGCUGAUUAAAACUAUUAUUUCUUGGGCAGAGGAAUCGGUUAUCGAAAGCUAUAAACUUGUCCGAGAAAUGUUCCGCUUGCUCCUACGCCAAUACGAUGGCAUAGGAGAAGCGAUGAGGGCCUUGCAGAAAACGUACGUCAUAAACAGCCGCACAACAAAGGAUGUGCAAGAACUAUGGAUUGGUUUGAGUCGUAUCCGUGGCCUGCUGCCUGUCCAGAUGUCGCAAGAAGAAGAAGAGUUAAUGCGAGAGCUCUUGUGGAAAAUGGUUAAUAAUCACUCCUUCUUUCAACAUCCUGAUCUUAUGCGCAAUCUCCGUGUCCACGAGAACGUCAUGGCCAUUAUGAUGAAUACUUUAGGCCGCCGAGCCCAAGCUCAGUCAGACGCACAGACCCAGGCCCAAGUUCAAGCUUCGGGUGGAGAAGAGUUGAUGCCUAAGGAGAAGGACACUUCACACGAAAUGGUCGUAGCCUGCUGUCGUUUCCUUUGCUACUUCUGUCGAACGUCUCGCGCCAAUCAGAAAACGAUGUUUGAGCACUUGUCUUUCCUUCUAGAAAAUUCAAAUAUUCUUUUGUCUAGACCUUCGUUGCGAGGCAGUACUCCAUUGGAUGUAGCCUAUUCGUCAGUAAUGGACAACACUGAAUUAGCGCUGGCUUUGCGAGAGCACUAUCUCGAAAAGAUUGCCAUCUAUUUGUCACGUUGCGGUUUACAGUCCAAUACGGAACUCAUGGAGCGCGGUUAUCCUGAUUUGGGCUGGGAUCCAGUCGAAGGUGAACGCUAUUUGGACUUUUUACGAUUCUGUGUCUGGGUCAAUGGAGAAAGUGUCGAAGAAAACGCAAAUUUGGUUAUCCGACUCUUGAUUCGCCGCCCUGAAUGUCUCGGCCCCGCUCUACGCGGUGAAGGAGACGGUCUUCUAACAGCCAUUACAGAUGCCAAUAAAAUGUCGGAACGUAUUCAAAUACAGAAGGCACUUCAUUCGGGAACUGGAGCACUAACAAUCCCUGGGCUGAAUCACCCAAUGCCACAAGGUGAUGACGAUGAAGAUUUUAUCGACAUAGGAGCAGCUAUUCUCAGCUUCUAUUGCACUUUGGUCGAUUUACUUGGACGAUGUGCACCCGCUGAGGCGGUCAUUGCCCAAGGAAAGAAUGAAUCUCUUCGUGCUCGGGCAAUUUUGCGUUCGUUGGUACCACUGGAAGAUCUUGAAGGAGUCCUAAGUCUGCGUUUUACUCUACAAAAUCAUGGAUCAGAAGAAGGUGCCUCUGAUCUACCUUCGGGUCUCAUUCCCGGUCACAAACAGAGCGUCGUUAUUUUCCUGGAACGUGUUUAUGGUAUAGAAGAUAUCGAACUUUUCUUCCGUCUUUUGGAGGAAGCUUUCUUGCCGGAUUUACGAGCAGCAACCAUUCUGGAAAAAACGGAUGGAGGCGAAUCAGACAUGGCUCUUGCUCUUAACCGUUAUAUCGGAAACUCCAUCUUGCCCUUAUUGAUUACGCAUUCUCGCUUCUACGCUGAAGCUGAAAAUCACGCCAGCGUUUUGGACGCCACUCUCCAUACCGUGUACCGACUUUCUAAAAACAAGAUGUUAACUAAAGGCCAACGCGAAGCUGUUUCCGAUUUCCUAGUUGCACUUACCAGAGAGUUACAGCCCAAUAUGCUCUUGAAGCUUUUGAGGAAACUAACGGUCGACGUUUCUCGAUUGUCCGAAUAUACUACAGUGGCGCUCAGACUUUUGACUCUUCAUUACGAAAGAUGUGGCAAAUACUACGGGGCAGUUGGUGGUCAAGGCAGUUAUGGCUCUGCAAGCGACGAAGAAAAACGACUUACCAUGAUGCUCUUCUCUAACAUCUUUGAUUCUCUCUCCAAGAUGGAAUACGACCCAGAACUAUUUGGAAAGGCUUUACCUUGCUUGACGGCGAUUGGUUGUGCUCUUCCUCCUGAUUACGCGUUAGCUACAAAUAUGGAAGAUGAGUGGUAUAAAUCGGCACCAUCAGAUUCUAAUGGCCCUUAUGAUCCUCAGCCAAUUAACACAACAAAAGUUUCCUUGAACACUGAGCUUACUAACCUAGUGCAGAAGUUUUCUGAGCAUUAUCACGAUGCUUGGGCUAAACGAAAGAUUGAAAAUGGCUGGAAUUUUGGUGACGCCUGGUCGGACGAGACAAAAUCCCACCCUCGAUUGAAGCCACCACAUAUGUUGACGGAUUACGAACGAGAGCGAUAUCGAGAACCUAUUAGGGACUCCUUGAAAGCAUUGUUGGCUUUAGGCUGGAGUAUUGAAUUUGCAGACUACGAUGCCGCCAAUAGCAAUAGAAAUAGCAUGAGACGCUCGAGCACGGACGGCGGAACAACGCCAUACAAUUACAAUCCUAACCCGGUGGAUAUGGCCAAUCUCACGUUAAGCAGAGAAAUGCAAAAUAUGGCCGAGCGCUUAGCAGAGAAUUCGCAUGACAUUUGGGCGAAAAAGAAGAAAGAAGAAAUGGCAUCUUCUGGUGGAGGUUUGCAUCCCCAAAUGGUUCCGUACGACCUGUUAACCGACAAGGAAAAACGGAAGGAUCGUGAACGCACUCAAGAGUUACUGAAAUAUCUCCAGUUUAUGGGCUACAAAUUGCAUAGCCCAGGGCCCACUUCAUUCUCUAGAAUGGGAAAAUCGCAGAUUCAACAGAAUCCAGACGCGGUUGCAUUGGAAGGUGAAACCACGUCCUCUAGCGAUCGACGAUUUGCUUACAGUCUUUUGGAGAAACUGAUCCAAUACUUGGACAUUGCUGCCUUCAAUAUGAAGCAUCUACGACCAAGCACAAACUACAGUCGAAGAAGCAGCUUCAAAACUUCAACUCGUGACGUCAAAUUCUUCUCCAAAGUUGUGCUCCCGUUAAUGGAAAAAUACUUUAGCACUCAUCGCCAUUACUUUAUAAGCGUUGCUACUGCCACUAGCAGCAUAGGUGCUGCCUCAAUGAAAGAAAAGGAAAUGGUGGCCAGCCUGUUUUGCAAGCUAGCCUCUCUCUUGCGCUAUAAGUUUUCAGCCUUUGGCUCAGAUACGCGCAUUGCUGUUCGUUGCUUACAAGUACUGGUGCGCGCAACCGACGCCAAAUCUCUAGUCAAGAACUGUUAUGAGUUUAUCCGCACUUCAAUGUUGAUGUUUUUCAAUAACGCUGCUGACGACUUGAGCCAAUGUCUGAGUAAUUUAUACGAGAUGAAAUACAAUCUGCUUCGAGGGACUCAUUUGAAGACAUCUUCAUCCCUCACCUACGUCCAAAUGGUUCUACUGCCCGUUUUGACUGCUCUGUUUGAUCACCUGUCUGUUUACGAGUUUGGCAGUGAUCUUUUACUCGAUGACAUACAAGUCGCCUGCUAUAAGAUCUUAAAUAACUUGUACACGUUUGGAACCGACUCGUCUGUUUACAAGGACAGGAAAUUCAUCAAGAUUGAAAUCGAUCGCCAUCGACCGUCAAUUGGUAGCUGCCUGGGUGCCUUCGCUUCGACAUUUCCUGUUGCCUUCCUUGAACCACAUCUGAAUAACCACAACCCUUCUUGCAUUCACGGCAAACUUCAAGAAUCCUCUCUUGAAGCUCAAGAUGUUAUGUCAAAACUAGAAUCUAGCAUGCCAACGCUAGAGACUCUUUUAGCUCAAGUGGAACAAUAUGUUGCCUCUGAGAAAGCGUACGCAGAAGCUCCUCACGUUAUCGACGUUAUGUUGCCUAUGCUCUGUUCGUAUUUACCAUUCUGGUGGGGUCAGGGUCCUGACAAUCAAGACCCUGUUGGAGGAAAUCAUAUUACGAUGGUAACCAGUGAUCACAUGAAUCAACUUUUGAAGAAUGUGCUCAAUUUGAUCAAAGCCCAUAUUGGUUCCGAAUUGGCUCCUUGGAUGACUCGCAUCGCUGGAUUCACCCAACAAAUUAUUAUCAACACCUCAGAAGAGCUUCUCAAGGAUCCUUUCCUACCCCUUGCUCAAAAGAUUCGUAAACGAACUGAACAGAUGUUCCACAAAGAAGAGACGCUGCGUGGUUUCUUGAAAUCGACCACGGAGGACACCUCCCAGGUUGAAGGCCAGUUGCAAAGCGACUGGUACCUCUUGGUCAGAGACAUUUACGCCUUCUAUCCGCUACUGAUCAAGUACGUCGACCUCCAAAGAAAUCACUGGCUGAGGCACGAUGUUGCGGAAGGAGAAGAGCUCUAUGCCCAUGUCGCUGAGAUCUUUAACAUGUGGUCGAAUUCCCAGUAUUUUGGAAAAGAAGAGCAAAACUUCAUCUCUGCCAACGAGAUUGAUAACAUGACUCUUAUCAUGCCUACCUCGGCCAGCAGGAAAGCCACUGUUGUUACAGAUCAGACCCCUGCCGGUGCGUCGGGAAAAGUCAAAAAGAAGAAAUCACGUGACCGCAAGCGUGAUAAGGACAAGGAAAUAGCGGCAUCUCUAAUGGUGGCUUGCUUGAAGCGUCUUUUGCCUGUAGGAUUAAAUCUCUUCCCUGGCCGAGAACAAGAACUUGUCCAACAUUGCAAAGAUCGUUUCCUGAAAAAGGUAGUCGAGCGUGAAAUUGUGGAUUUUGCGAAGACGCAACUAACUCUUCCGGACAAAAUCGACCCAUCAGACGCCAUGUCGUGGCAGCACUAUUUAUACUCGAAAUUAGGGUCUAAAAAGCCAAGCCCCGCUAUUACAGGCGCGACCGAUUCAUCAAAGAAGAAUGCCAAUCAUCAAGCUAUUUUAGACGAAUUGGUUGAACGGAUUGUAGCGAUGGCCAAAGUUUUGUAUGGCCUGCACAUGAUUGAUCACCCACAGCAGCAACAAAAGGACGCCUGGCGUUCUGUGGUUUCUUCUCAAAGAAAGCGCGCCGUCAUUGCCUGUUUUCAACAAAAAUCUCUUCACUCUUUACCUAGACAUAAAGCCAUCAACAUAUUCUUGCGAACCUAUCAAGAGCUUUGGCUAGCGGACGAAAAUGUUGGCCAAGAAGUCAUCAUCGAAGAUUUGACCCAAUCGUUUGAGGAUGCUGAAUUGAAGAAGAAAGAUGUGCAAGAAGAGGAAGGUAAACCUGAUCCUCUGCUACAACUUGUGACGACUUUUAAUCGAGGCGCGACUACCGAACGAGCGGGAACUACCUUUGAGGAUGAGCUUUACAUGGCCUAUGCCGUGAUCAUGUCUAAGUCUUGUGGUGAGGAGGAAGAAGAGGAGGAGGAAGGCGGAGAUGAAGAAGGCGGGGCCUCUAUUCACGAACAAGAGAUGGAAAAGCAAAAACUGUUGUUUCACCAAUCCCGACUGGCUUCUCGCGGUGUCUACGAAAUGGUGUUGCAGUUUAUUUCAGCCGCCAAGGGCGCUCAAUCGGACAUGGUGAUGAAUACGCUAGAGCUCGGCAUUUCCAUCCUCCGAGGUGGCAAUGUCGACAUUCAAAUGCAAAUGUUGAAUUACCUAAAAGAGAAAAAGGAUGCUGGCUUUUUCACCUCCAUUGCUGGACUGAUGAAUUCCUGCAGCGUUUUAGAUUUGGACGCCUUUGAGCGCAACACGAAAGCAGAAGGACUCGGAGUCGGGGCGGAGGGUGCAGCCGGAGAGAAAAACAUGCACGAUGCUGAGUUUACCUGCGUUCUAUUCAGAUUUAUUCAAUUGACUUGCGAAGGCCAUAAUCUAGAGUGGCAAAAUUACUUGAGAACUCAGGCUGGUAAUACGACCACAGUGAACGUAGUAAUUUGCACUGUCGAUUAUCUGCUACGCUUGCAGGAAUCCAUCAUGGAUUUUUACUGGCAUUACUCUAGCAAAGAGAUUAUAGAUCCCGCUGGUAAAGCGAACUUUUUGAAAGCGAUUGGUGUGGCCAGCCAAGUGUUCAACACGCUAAGUGAAGUGAUUCAGGGUCCGUGCACGCUAAAUCAACAAGCCCUAGCUCAUUCCAGAUUGUGGGAUGCAGUUGGUGGUUUCCUCUUCCUGUUUGCAAACAUGCAAGACAAAUUGUCGAAGCAUUCAAGUCAGCUUGACCUGCUUAAGGAGUUGCUCAAUCUCCAAAAAGACAUGGUGAUUAUGAUGCUCUCAAUGCUUGAAGGAAAUGUCGUCAACGGAACGAUCGGUAAACAAAUGGUGGACACGCUUGUGGAAUCAGCCUCGAACGUUGAGCUCAUCCUAAAAUACUUCGAUAUGUUCCUCAAGCUGAAAGAUUUGACGGGUUCGGCUGCUUUCCAGGAAUCAGAAACCACUAAAGACGGUUGGAUCACUCCCAAAGAGUUUAGGGAGAAAAUGGAGGCUUUUAAGAGCUAUUCGGUAGAAGAAAUGGAUUUUAUGCUGUCAUGUUGCGAUACUAAUCAUGACGGGAAAAUCGACUACAUCGAAUUCACCGAAAGAUUUCAUAACCCGGCAAAGGAGAUUGGGUUUAAUCUCGCAGUUCUUUUGACUAAUCUUUCUGAGCACAUGCCAAGCGAUCCUCGUCUGCAGCGUUUCCUGGAAACAGCGGGCAGCGUUCUAAAUUAUUUCGAGUCUUUCUUGGGACGCAUAGAAAUUAUGGGCAGUAGCAAAACGAUGGAACGAGUGUAUUUCGAAAUCAACGAGUCGAACAUUGAGCAAUGGGAAAAACCGCAAAUUAAGGAGUCAAAACGCGCCUUCUUCUACUCUAUUGUAACCGAGGGAGAUAAGGAAAAGUUGGAGGCUUUUGUCAACUUCUGCGAGGAUGCCAUUUUUGAAAUGCAACACGCCAGCGGACUUAUGGCCUCUGAUGAAGAAGGAGGACAUUCGCAAGCUCGCCAGGCUGCGUACAAAUUGCCAACCGAUGAAGAAGAACAGGGGCCAAUGGAUAUCGUGCGCCAGAAACUGAAGGGAUUCAAAGAUACAAUUGUUUUCGGGCUAUCGAAGCUAUCACCCUCCAAUAUUCGAAAACAGAUGCGCGAACUUAAACACAAAACUUACCCCGAGCUCUUUGUUGGUUUCUUCAAGCUUAUCUUUUGGAUGUUCUACUACACUGGCUAUUCUGGCGUUUAUGUGAUCAAACAUUUCUUCCGCAUACUACUGUCGUUGAUGCGUGGUCCCCAACCCGAGAAAUUGCCUGAAAAACCAGCCACUGAGGAAACGACAAUGCUUAUUCUUCGACCUCCUCCUGCACCAGCUAUAUUACCACCAGAUACUAAUCCGGAAAUUCCACUUGUCACUACGGUGGCAUUGGUGGGUGCGGUACCGGACGGUGUAGCUAAAGACCAAACUACUGACGGAGCCACCGCACCCGUAGGAUCUACUGAUCCUUCUCAACCGGAUGCAACCGGGACGGUUCCAGUUGGUGGAGAAGCUCAACCAGCUCCUGCUGGUGCCACGCCGGCAAGCCUUUUUGUUGGCACGCUCAUUGAUCCAGUAGAAGAAGCUGCUAAAGCGGCUGCGGCUGCUGAAGUACAGGCGCAACAAGAGGCUACCAUGGCUGCUCUUGAUGAAGCUAAGGCCAGCUCAGCCGCUCAUGUCGCAGCAUCUCCUGUUGGACAGGUGAAUAUCGGCGAAUACGUUAGAAAAGCCAUCUGUUUCCUAGCUCGUAAUUUCUACACGCUUAAAUACGUGGCCUUGGUAUUGGCUUUCUGCAUUAACUUCGUGCUGCUUUUCUACAAGGCUUCAAACAUUAUAGAAGCAAAUGCCGAUGAUGAGGCAGCUGGAGAUGCAGCUCCUGAUGCUAGAAGUGCAGGAGGAUUGGCAGACUUAGCGGAAAGUAUAGCAGACGCUGUAGAAAAUGCCACAACUGAGAUCUUUAACGCCACACAGAAUAUCGUGGAAGCUAUAAUGGAGGGUGGUGAAGAAGGAGAAGGCGGUGAAGGUGAUGACGGUGAUGGUGACGAUGAAGAAGCCGAGGAAUACAUCCAUGUGGAUGAAAGGUUCUCUUAUCUCGCGAGCGUGCUUCGAGGAAUGGCUGUGUUGCACUCAGUGAUAUCACUCUUUAUGCUAAUUGCCUACUAUCACCUUAAAGUUCCUUUGGCCAUCUUUAAACGCGAAAAAGAGAUUGCACGUCGCUUGGAGUUUGACGGCUUGUACAUAGCUGAACAACCCGAAGAGAACGACAUGCGAGCAUACUGGGACAAAUUGGUGAUUUCGGCAAAAUCCUUUCCUGUUAAUUACUGGGACAAGUUUGUAAAGAAGAAAGUCCGCCAAAAGUAUAGUGAAACCUACGAUUUUGAUGCCAUUAGCAACCUCUUGGGCAUGGAGAAAAGCUCUCUAUCGCAAGAGGAGGAACCACCUUCCGGAUUUGUAAAUUCGCUUUUGAGCGUUGAUUGGCGUUAUCAAGUGUGGAAAGCUGGAGUGACCAUUACCGACAACUCCUUCUUGUACUCGUUGUGGUACUUUAGCUUUUCUAUCCUAGGCAACUACAAUUACUUCUUCUUUGCUGCACAUUUGCUGGAUGUGGCCGUCGCUAUUGCCUCGUUGAGAACCAUCUUGCAGUCAGUCACUCACAAUGGCAAGCAACUGUUGUUGACUGUUAUGUUGUUAACCAUUAUCGUCUACCUUUACACGGUCAUUGCCUUCAAUUUCUUCCGCAAGUUUUACGUCCAAGAAGAGGACGAUAAUGUGGACAAGAAAUGUCACGACAUGUUGACGUGCUUCGUCUUCCAUAUUUAUAAGGGUGUCAGAGCCGGUGGAGGUAUUGGUGAUGAAAUUGAGUCACCAGAUGGUGACGAGUACGAAGUUUAUCGUAUUAUGUUCGAUAUCACCUUCUUCUUUUUCAUUAUUGUCAUUUUGCUGGCCAUCAUCCAGGGUUUGAUUAUCGAUGCUUUCGGAGAAUUGCGUGAUCAGUUGGCCAGCGUCUCAGAAAAUCUCGAGUCCGAGUGUUUCAUUUGUGGUAUAGGAAAGGAUUACUUUGAUUCUGUUCCGCAUGGGUUCGAUACACACGUACAAAAGGAGCAUAACUUGGCAAAUUAUCUGUUCUUUUUGAUGCAUCUGAUUAACAAACCAGACACGGAAUAUACUGGUCAAGAGACCUAUGUAUGGAACAUGUACCAGCAACGUUGUUGGGACUUCUUCCCUGUCGGAGAUUGCUUCCGCAAACAGUAUGAAGCGGAAUUGGGUGGAGGAGAGAGCGAGAAGAAAGGAUAAAUACUUGCCCCGUAAUUCUUUACCCAUUUGAACACGACUUGUGCAUUAUUACCCUGCUUUGGUAUUUUUGGAAGAGUAAGAGAGUUCUGGGGACAGCAGUCACCACACACGAUAGUUAAGGUGUUAAAGUUCCUCUUCUAAUCAGUACUGUGUUACUUUUAAUUUUAUCCAUUUCGAGGGUGUGUUAGGCGAAGGCAGGAAGAGGUGCGUAUCUGUUUCACGAGUUUUAUGUGUAGUCCCUUUCUGAAUUUUACACUUACAAACACAAUUUAACAUUUGUUUUUUCCUCUAUUUCUAAAGGAACAUGACCCUUCCCCACUACGGUCUCUUGUCACUUGCAAAAAUACAUCCUCUCUCUCUA
Daphnia magna is the source of this 16097-nucleotide messenger RNA. RefSeq names its product ryanodine receptor (gene RyR). Gene Ontology annotation, cellular component: calcium channel complex; sarcolemma; sarcoplasmic reticulum membrane. Lineage: Eukaryota; Metazoa; Arthropoda; Branchiopoda; Diplostraca; Daphniidae. Gene Ontology annotation, molecular function: ryanodine-sensitive calcium-release channel activity; protein binding; calcium ion binding. Gene Ontology annotation, biological process: calcium ion transmembrane transport; intracellular calcium ion homeostasis. The record is from RefSeq and is a predicted model, not a curated record.